Messenger RNA from Aureobasidium uvarum, 927 nucleotides. NCBI's taxonomy places the organism in Eukaryota, Fungi, Ascomycota, Dothideomycetes, Dothideales, Saccotheciaceae. The record is from the annotation of a GenBank genome assembly.
AUGUCUUCGGACAUUGAAAGCUUCACGGCUCACCUGCAGUCGUCGAAACGCAUCUUGGCCUUGCUCGGUGCCGGACUGUCGGCCUCUUCUGGACUGCCUACCUUCCGUGGUGCCGGAGGCCUUUGGAGGACUCACGAUGCCAUCUCUUUGGCCACUCCCGAGGCCUUUGGUCGGGAUCCAGCCCUCGUCUGGCAAUUCUACAGUUACCGCCGCCAUAUGGCGCUCAAGGCGAAGCCAAAUCGAGCCCACCUCGCUCUGGCCGAGCUAGCUAAGAAGCACCCAGGCUUCAUUGCUCUCAGCCAGAAUGUUGACGGCUUAUCGCAACGUGCGAGACACCCUGCAGAUAAGCUCCAGCUACUUCAUGGCAGCCUGUUCAACGUCAAAUGCACCUCCUUCUACUGCUCAUACCACGCCGAGAACUUUACGGACCCCAUCGUACCCGCCCUCAGGAUACCCCUCGACGAAUCAGAUCCCACCACAAAAGAGGCUCGCCAUGCAGUAUCGCAAAAUCACAAAGAGGCGGAUAUAGCAGAUGCACAAGUCCAUCUACCCUCUGUUCAAGUAGCAGACCUACCGAAAUGUCCAGAGUGCCAUGAAGGUCUUUUGCGUCCCGGCGUCGUCUGGUUCGGCGAGUCUCUUCCGAGCAAAGUACUCAACGCGGUCGACAGUUUCAUCAACGACUCGACAAAGAUUGAUUUGAUAUUCGUCAUUGGAACAAGUGCCAGUGUCUAUCCCGCUGCUGGCUAUGUUGACGAGGCCAGAGCCAAAGGAGCCAGAGUCGCUGUCAUCAACGCCGACCGCGCAGAUGAGCCAGCCGGAGGUCUCACAGACAACGAUUGGUUCUUUGAAGGUGACGCUGCCCAGAUUGUUCCCGACAUCCUGAAGACCAUCAUUGGAGAGGUUGAACAACCAAUUGGGAUGCUAUAG